AUUUCGAAUUGAUAAACACACACGUGUGUGAAACAUAUUUUGUUCGUAAAAACGAAAACAAAAACAUCAACAAUGUUUGUUUCAAAUUAUCGAAAAAUCAAAAGUUUAUCAUUAAUUUUAAAGAAUAAUGUUCAUUUUUAUAAAGGUAAAAAUAAAAUAAAUAAUACUGAACUGGCAUUACGUCAUUUUGAUAAUUUUUAUGGAAAAAUUUAUGAAAAACAAUGGCAAUCAAUACGUUUAGGAUUGUUAUCACCGAAAAAAUACGCAGCUAUUGUAAAUAAUUUUGUUGAUUUUGAAUCAACCGAAAUUGAAUUACGUCAAAUUGGUGCAUACAAUUUACGUUAUAUUUAUGAUAAAAAUUUACGAAAAAUUAUUAAACAAUUAAAACGUGAAGAAUUUAUUCAAUCAAGAAAAUUAAUGGUAAAAAAUAAUAAUAAUGAUGAUCAUGAUGAAUCGAUUAUCAUACCAUCGGAAUUAGAACAAACAGAAUCUGAAACAGAAAAUAUUGAAGCUUUUUUUACCGAUGUACAAGAAUCUGAACUUGAACAUAAUCAAGCAUCAUUACAUUUGGAUCUAAGUCAAUUUGUACCUGUAACCGAAUUAAAAUAUCGUGAAGAAAUUGUUGAUGAUCGUGAAUAUUUUGAAUUCUAUAAUACUAAUCAUGAAUUAGUUGUUGAUCAUAUUGAACAAACCAAUAUUGAAAUGCCAAUCUUAUUAAAUCUUUAUUUAUUUCGUCGUAAUGAUUUUACACAAUUUCCAGCUGCAAAAUUAUGUCAAACAAAUUUAUUCAAUUAUUAUUUACUUGAUGGUGCAUCAAUAUUACCUGUAUUAGCUAUGGAUAUUCAAAAUGGUGAUUAUGUUGCAGAUUUUUGUGCUGCACCUGGUGGUAAAUCAUUAUUAAUGUAUUUACAAAUGAAAAAUUGUAAAUUUUUUCUGAAUGAAUUAUCCGAAUCAAGAUUUGAACGUUUGAAAAAUGUUUUCCGUUCAUUUAUACCUAAAGAUAAAAUUAAACAAUCAAUCAUAUUCAGUAAUUCAGAUGCUAUUCAUUUACGACAAUAUAAUAAAUUCGAUAAAAUACUGGUCGAUGUACCAUGUACAAAUGAUCGACAUUCAAUUUAUUCGAAUGAAAAUAAUAUUUUUUCACCGAAACGUAUGAAUGAAAGAAUUUCCAUACCAAAUAAACAAUUGGAUUUAUUAUGUGAAGCACUUAAAUCGAUAAAAAUUAAUGGUACGGUUGUUUAUUCUACUUGUAGUUUAUCACCAAUACAAAAUGAUGGUGUUAUACAUAUGGCAUUGAAACGUAUGAACGAAGAACAACCAUUGAUGAAAUUUGCAAUCAUUAAUCUUAAACAAUCAUUACGGCCAUUACGUACAAUGUUUCAAUUUGAUUUUCAAUUUAAAUAUGGUAUACAAAUAUUACCAAAUAUUUGUACAAAUUUUGGUCCAAUGUAUUUUUGUAAAAUACAACGUUUAGCUUAA
Dermatophagoides pteronyssinus (European house dust mite) is the source of this 1479-nucleotide messenger RNA. Its product is annotated as 5-methylcytosine rRNA methyltransferase l(2)10685. Gene Ontology annotation, molecular function: RNA methyltransferase activity. The record is from RefSeq and is a predicted model, not a curated record. NCBI's taxonomy places the organism in Eukaryota, Metazoa, Arthropoda, Arachnida, Sarcoptiformes, Pyroglyphidae. Gene Ontology annotation, biological process: rRNA methylation. Gene Ontology annotation, cellular component: mitochondrial large ribosomal subunit.